Messenger RNA from Nicrophorus vespilloides, 489 nucleotides. Its product is annotated as protein LLP homolog. NCBI's taxonomy places the organism in Eukaryota, Metazoa, Arthropoda, Insecta, Coleoptera, Silphidae. Gene Ontology annotation, biological process: dendrite extension. The transcript has 2 exons. The record is from RefSeq and is a predicted model, not a curated record. Bases 102 to 473 code for a protein of 123 amino acids. Gene Ontology annotation, molecular function: RNA binding. Gene Ontology annotation, cellular component: nucleolus.
AAUAACCAUAUUUUGUGUUUAAACCUGUGUAAGGUUAUGUUUUAAUAUUAACGUCAGUUCAGUUCGUUUUGGUUAAGAAACACGUGUUGUUAUAAGUAAAUAUGGCUAAGAGUUUGAGGAGUAAAUGGAAGCGCAAGGGUCGUGCUCUGAAGAGAGUGCGUUAUGGCGAAAAGGAAUUAGCUAGGUUGAAGAAGACGCUGGGCAUUGACGAAAAUAACAAAGAACCAAACAUGGACCAAGUAUCAGAGAUAGCAACAGUUGUUGAUGGUAAAACAGUAUCUGAGCCUAAAGCAGAUGGUGAUCAAAUGGACACUACUCGUGAAAUAAAGGAGAUCUAUGAUCCAAAGACAUACAAGGAUAAGAAUGGCCAAUACCCAGUUUGGAUGACAAACAAACAGAUCAAACAGUUGAAAACACAAACACAGAAGAAAAAGAAAAUACAGAAGAAGAAACUGUUGAACAGGAAGAAAUGAAGAAAAGUAUAUUUAU